Molecule: messenger RNA, 5214 nt
Organism: Plodia interpunctella (Indianmeal moth)
Lineage: Eukaryota; Metazoa; Arthropoda; Insecta; Lepidoptera; Pyralidae
Exons: 11
Coding region: 404-3760 (1118 amino acids)
Source: RefSeq, a predicted model, not a curated record
GCCACAGCUCGCCAUCUGAGCUAGCUCAAUGCUUCGCGGCCAUGCUUAGCGAGUGGAAUAAUAUGAUGUACUCACCACCAAAUGUGUAGUGUAUAUGAGCGAAUCCCGACGGCCCCUCCUGACGCCACUGCGCUCAGUAGUGAUUGUGGUGCCACCCUUCGUGAAGUGAUUAUGUGUCUCGUGAGGUCAUCUAGAUAUUGAUACCACCAACAGAUCCAACCUUACAAUCAGAAUUAAAAUUAGAUUUCUAUAUUCGUAUUUAAAUGCGAAACCUAUGAAAUCUUAAUACUUGAUCUUUCUUUACUUCUUACUAUUUCUGAAUUUGUCACUGAACUGAAAAUGUGCGGAUAAGUAGUCGCUGGUGGGAGCAGUGCGGCGAGCGAUGCGGCGGCAGUAGCGGCGGAUGGCGGCGAGUGGCGGGGGCGCGCGGACGCCGCGCCGCGGGCCCGCGCCUAUCGCCUCCUUCGACCAUGACAACUCUGACGAGGUGAGGCCGCCCUCAAGCCCAGAGACUAAGCAAGCGAUCCGGCUGCCAGAGAUCCGGGAAGAUCCAUCGUGCUCCACAUCCUCCAUCGCGGGCGGAGACUGCCUGGCUCCCCCGGAGCAGCGCGCGCGCUCGCACUCGACGCCGGCGGCGAGCGGGCUGCAGACGCCGGCCGCGCCUCGCAUCGAGUUCUCUCGCGCUUCUAGCUCCAGCCACCAGGACUCGCGCGACAGUUCGCCCGAGCUGGCUCUGUUCGCUGGCUCCACGAGCACCGGUGAAGACGCGCGCACACGGCUCGAACUCGGCUUCAGAGAAGACGGCGCUCUAGAUCUUAGAUCAUCAACUGAAGAACUGGCUUUUCUGGAGCCCGCACCGGGUGAGCGUCCCGCGCCGAUAACGACGACCGCCGAACGCCGGCACUCACGCAAAGAUAGCCAGGGCUCCGAGGCAGCACUUCUGGCCGUUUCAGGCCGCACGAGUCGCCUUUCCAGCAUCGGCUCUCAAUGUUCCGCUCAUUCCGCUUUGUCAGGAUUCAGUCACACGAGCAAAGUAUCUCGUCUGUCCGUCGUAUCGGGAGUCUCACGUUCUCCGUCACCUCACAGAAUGCUGCUUGAAACUUCUUUUUGUGGUCCGAAGCCGAUUGAAACCGAUCCAGAAAUAUGCGCUGCUGCUGUAGAGGAGCGAUUGUUAGAAAUGGCCAAACUGAGUUCUUCAACAGUAACGACAACAGCGCAAGCUACUGCGCCAGUAUCGGCGCCGGUGGAUGCGCGAGACAGACGUGAAGUUCGCACCGAGGCUACCGUGGAAAGAGCGAGUUCCUGGACGCCCAGCAUAAACGCACGCCUGCCUAUAGUGCCCAGUAUUCCCACAGCGCCAACAGUCACUGUAACCGUCACAACUUCAUCGUCACCAAUUGCACAAUCAAUAACCACUGUAGCCAGUCCAAAACAGGAAAUUGUAGACGAUAAACGUGAAAAAGAAACAAAAAAUCGCGCAAAAGCGGAACGUCGCGCAAGGUCUAGAGACAGGCGCGAGUUACGCGAGCCUGAGGUCAAACGUAGCGCCAAUCGUUCAAAAGAUAUAAUUCGAAUUAGAUUGAAACCAGAUUCGGAAUACGAGGAUGACGACGAGGAUGAGAGCGAUCGUACUCUUAUAGGAGGUGACUUAGUUCGUAAGCCCGCGACGUUAGCUCUAGGCAGUGCCGCGCGGCCAUCAGAAGUGACGAGAACAUCGAUCAGUAGUGCAACGAGUGCUCCUAAUGCAACGAGUCCGACGCCGUCACGUCACCGUGGCACUCGAGACAGCCGCACGCCGUCGCCAGCCGGACAAGUUGUCUCCAGAAAAUCUUCAUUUUGCUCAUUGUUCAAGUCACGUGAGACCAUUGCCUCUCCAGAUUCGCCUUCGGAUGCACUCCGGCGAAAGAAGAGUUUGACUGAUGGCCGUUCACGCAGUAGAAGCCGUGACCGUUCGGCCACACCAACCUCUGCUGCCAAGAUAAGAGGUUCAGUUUUAUCUCUGUUCAAAACUCCACGUAAAAGCGUCACAUCACCGUCUCCAAGUUCCCGUGACGGAUCACCAAUAGUGCAGCCGCAACGGCAAAUUGCACAGCCGGUCACAGACAAACGACGAGCCGAUAGAUUAAAAUAUUAUGAGGAUGCAAAAGAUGGUAUUAUUCAUAUACCACUGCGUACACCUCCUGACGAGUUAGACGGAGCAGGUACAAGUGGCGCCAGUACAAGUGGUGCUGGCAAACAGGUGGAGAGAGAAGCUGAGGUGAGAGUGAGCGAGGUGACGCCUCACUGUGAGCCUAGACGUCCUUCAUCAGCGCCGGUGACGUCCACACGUCCUGUAGCGUCUGGAAGCAACGCGAAACCUGUUACAAUGGCAACUAGCGCAUGUCCAGCUGCUACGUCAACCACCGUACGUACUACCACAAAGCCUAUUCAGCGCACCGUCCUGCCCGAUGGGAGUAUUAUCAUCCCAUUACACUCUCCCACAGAAAAGAAAACUGAACAUUUCCCAGAUGUGACCGGAUUAGAAAAAAAGGAAGUGAAGAAAUGCGAAACGACCUGCGAUAUUGUGAAAUCAUCAUCUGUAAAAAGUAUCGUCAGCCCUAAAAAUGGUGUUCAGGAAAUCAAAUCACAAAUAAGCGAAGUGAAAACUGUCCCACAGGUGGAUACUAGUCCGCCAAUAAAGACAUUCGACGAGCGGCCAAAGAAAAAUGAGCGGUUAAUGUUCUCCACGCUCGUGGGAAGCCAGGACCAGGUGUUCAGCACACAGUUUAGCAUUACCAAGACCCCAAGCGUCACCAGCGAGAUCUCAGAGUCGUGUCCAAGCUUCCCCGAUACGCAGGCCGACGAAGUCCGAACGCCGACGCUGCGCGACACGCACAUCACGACGACGCCAACCUCCUCAGAAGUGGGCGCUGGAGUCGUUCCCAGAGGCUCCGCCGUCGCCAGUCCGCAAGACGCCGCCAGGGACUCCUCGGAAUCAGAGAACUCCGAGACUGCGCCCCCGAGGAGCGGCAACGAUGUCGAACAGCGAGGACUUGUUGUGCAGGAGUCGUUUGAGGACGAGUUGCCAUACGUGCCGACGACUCUGCCCCUUGAGCGUUCGCUAGCACUACCGAUGGUGCCGGUGCGGGACCGCGGUGACGUUCGUGUAGCUCCUCUGGAGCGCCCACGCGCCACCACGCCGCGGAAUUCAUUGCCUGGACCAGGAGUGGCUCGGCCUCCCCCGCUGCCCGCGCCCGCCCCCACCCGUCCGCCGCCAGACAAGAUCCGCAUCAAGCUGCCACGUAGGCCGCGCACGGCUUCCGCCUCCGGACCGACCAAGGGGGACCGGGCUCGCACGAGGACCAGGAGCGGAAGUGAAGGAUACGAGAGCCGAGCGAAGUCGGAGUGGAUAGAUUUCGAGGAGGUGCCGGAGCGGCGCAAACAGCCCAAGCGCAUCCAGACACUGCCCGCCGCUGCCGCCUCUGGUGCUGUGUCGGUGUCGGCGCGCGCGGAGGCCGGGGAGCGCGAUGUGGUGUACAGCUACGUGGAGCGCGAGCUCUGCCGCUGCGAGUGCCACCACGCUGAGCCCGACCAGCGGCCGCUGCUCGAGCGCGACCACACUCUCAGUUCGUCGUCUCUGGAAUGCGGAUCGGAGUCGCACGAGGCGGAGGGCGGCGCGGCGAGCGUGCAGCUGAGCGUGCACGUCGCGCCCUUUACCGCCGACCUCGACCUCCACGACGCGCCCGCGCCAGCCACACACAGGCCGUCGCAGCCGCACUGACCACCGCAAGAGGCGCCGUGCGCGUCCACCAACCUCCAAAUCUUUAACCUUUUAUAAAUCAUAUUCUCUACUAUUGACUACGAGAUGUUAACAUUUUUGAGAUGUAAAUUUACCUGUUCAUUGGGAUAUAUUUAUAGCUCUCCUAUUAGCCUCGUUGACCUUGCAUUUUUGAUGUUUAUUGAAUCGUUCGAUCGAAGUGAAUAUUGCGGUUUUUAUGUGAGUCGCGAGGAAUUUGAUUGGUGAUAGCGUGUUUCGAGCGGCAACGCCGCGCCGGCGGGGCCUUUCUUUGUAAAAUUACAGCGACUUCAUCAUCUUGAUUAGGUAUAAAUGAAAGAUAAACUUGUUGUAUCUACAACGUAGGCUAUUUUAUUGAUACAAACGUUUCCAAUUUUACGUAGCAACAAAAAUAAAUAAAUCAAUUUAAGCCAUGUAAUUACACGUUGGGAAGCAAAAGGACAUGUUUCUAUCAGAUCGUUUUAUUCAAGCCUUCUGGUCAGUCAGUUACGCUCGCUCAAAUAAAACGUAGUUAUUAUUAUUUUCAACGAAUAUCAUAACGAAGGUCCAAAAAGGCGGUAAACUGACAAACCUAGAGGGUCAUGUGAACAUUUUUGGGAUAUUUUCCUAUUCCAUUUUCCAAUUUUAUAUAUCGCGCUGCCAUUGCGUGUGACACCUACAUAUUUUGAGCGCGCAAUAGAGUUUAAUAAGAACCUGCCCGCCGGCACACAUUGCACACUAGCGUUAUUUAACCAACGACACCACGUGACACGCGUGCAGCGCACCACAUCGUUACUUUACGCAGCCGAACGCGUAUUUGUACUCUACGUUCACCUUAAGUUGCUUAUUAAAUUAUACUAAUUGUAAAUUUGUUAUUUCUCGUUGUCUACAAUAAUUUUAUCGCGAUGAUUUUGUGAUAUGUGAAUAAACAUAAAGGGCGUGUAAAGAUAUAUAUUUAUUGUUGUUAAUGCGGAUUCCUUCGUAGUGUAUAGUGUAACUAGGUAGCAACCUAGCGCCGUGUUCAAAUGUACCUUAAGCCACAUAUGUACGCGACAAUCGAUGCAUUUACGACUUUUUGUGACUUUAAAUCUCGAUGUUUUCACUAUAUUUUACGUAUAAUUAAAGUUGGUAUCACUUCAGCAGAAUGCUAUUAUCCUAACAAAAGAUACAGUAAGUUGCCUUAGUUUUAAAAAUGCAAAACUUUAUAGAACUUUACAAUAACAAUUUUAAUAAAUCAAACACUGUUCUAUGAAUGAAAAUAGAAUAAAAGUUGGUUUUUCUACAAAUAAUUUUGGUGAAGACCACAGAUAAUGUAUGGCAGCAGACCAGCUUGGCAACUGCUCACUUAGCGAUUAUUAGUUAACUUCAAAGAUGCAAUAAUAUGUAAGAAUGUAUGUACUAAUGUUAACAAUUCUAUCGGUUUAGGAAAGUCUGAAAAAUUAAAAUAUAUUAUAAUUUUU